CGGUGGCUCCUCGCCAGUCACCAGCCCGGCGGUGCUCAUGCUGCCCCUCCUCAUCCUUGACCAACUUUGCAGAGCGCUCUCUGGUCCUCUGGUCGCAGCGCCGCGCGCUCACACCGCCCAGAUCCAGCGUGGGACCCAGCGCCGCAUCCCGCUCUCUAGCCUUCAGGCCUCCUCACUGGAGAGGCAGAGCCCUCAAGUGGUCUCCUGCCUCACUCAUAGCCUGUGCACCGGGGAGCCUGGAUUGCCGACAACAGCAGGUGUGUCCAUGGGCUCUGCAGACCAGCAGUUCAACCUCGCAGAGAUCCUGUCACAGAACUACGGCAUCCGGGAGGAGUGUGAAGGGACCUCGAGACGUCCAGAGCCACCUGAGGAGGAGCUGGACAAGGACUUCAUCUCCCAGAGCAGUGACAUGCCCCUUGACGAGCUGCUGGCCCUCUAUGGCUAUGAGACAUCAGACCCCAUCUCAGAGCGGGACAGUGAGGGCAGCGAUGCCACAACCAACCUCCCGGACAUGACUCUGGACAAGGAACAAAUAGCGAAGGAUUUGCUUUCAGGGGAAGAAGAAGAAGAGACACAAUCCUCUGCUGAUGACCUCACCCCCUCCGUGACCUCCCACGAGACCUCCGACCUUUUCCCUAGCCAGAAUGGACCCCACUUCCUGACUGGCACAGACAAGGAGCUGGGCUCUUCCACCUCGUCUGACAAUGAGGAGGACCCUCUUCCUUCCAACAAGUGUAAGAAGGUGCGUGUCUCUCUGCAGAGACAAGUGCGUGGCAUCCGAGAGGAGAUCAUGGUUGGGCCUCAGUUCCAAGCUGACCUCAGCAACCUGCACUUGAACCGCCUUGGUGAGAAGAUCUAUGAGAACGAAGACCAGCUGCUGUGGGACCCCAACAUCCUCCCUGAGAGGGAGGUGGAGGAGUUCUUGUACCGGGCAAUCAAGCGGAGAUGGCACGAGAUGGCUGGGUCUCAGCUCCCGGAGGGAGAAGCAGUGAAAGAUAGCGAGCAGGCGCUGUAUGAGCUGGUGAAAUGCAGUUUUAAUGUGGAGGAGGCUCUGCGGAGACUACGGUUCAAUGUGAAGGUGAUCCGAGACGGGCUCUGUGCUUGGAGUGAGGAGGAGUGCAGGAACUUCGAGCACGGCUUCCGCGUGCACGGGAAGAACUUCCACCUGAUCCAGGCCAACAAGGUGCGUACGAGGUCUGUGGGCGAGUGUGUGGAGUACUACUACCUGUGGAAGAAGUCAGAGCGCUACGACUACUUUUCCCAGCAGACACGGCUGGGACGGAGGAAGUAUGGCCCAUCGGGAACCACGGACACAGACCAGGACCUAGAUAGCAGUGACCCUGAUGGCCUCGCCCGUCCUCGCUCCUCACCACCCCUGCCCCCUGCUGCUGACAGCCUAGGCCCUGAGCAGGACCCCGUGGCACGGAUGCACAUGGAGCCACUGAGUGUGGACAGCAUGGCUGGCAGUCUUGGUGAGCCUGAGGAGGGCUCCAACGGCCUCCCGUCCUCGGAGCCGGGGCCCUGUCUGUUCCAACAGCUGGACACUUCCCCCACCGUGCCCCUGCCCCAGCAGCCCCCGGCCCUGGACGAGCCAGCCUUCUGCCCCUCCGCUGCAGCGGCUCCAGAGCCCGGUGCCAGCUCGAGACUGCCUGUGGACUUGGCCCUGCCCACGGCCCUCCCUGAGGCCCUCCCUGAAGAGCUGCCCCUGGUCUCCAGCCACGUGGAUAUGGACGGAGAGCCUGAGGAGGCUGUGGCCCCUGCACAGGUGGCCUUGUCGGUCACUGAGUUUGGACUCAUUGGCAUUGGGGACGUGAAUCCUUUCCUGGCUGCCCACCCAGCGUGCCCGGGCCCUGGGCUGCACUCGGAGCCCCUGUCACAGUAAUACAUUCAUAUGGUUCAAAAUCCAAAAAGCUGUAACGUGAUGACCUGUUGAUUCCUGGCCACAGGCGGGCGUGCGUGGCCUAGACUGGACUUGAGGCCACUGUGGGGCCUGCCUCUGCCCGUCAGUCUUCCCGACCCUUUUCCUCGUGGGCCUCGGGUAACGCCUUCUCUGCUUCAGAACACUUCAAGGACUGGGGUGAGCAGUGGCAGGGCUACCAGCCCUGCCCCUCCCCACACGCAGACCGGCACCCUCAGGGCUGGGCACCACCGCCUGGCUCUAGGCUGCCACUCACCGUGGGACCCGUUGGGCAGCUGGGUGCAGAGGGCCAGGUCCCCUCUAGCCAGCGGAGGCCAGGAAAGGCAUCCCUGCCUGUCAGGGGGAGACAGGGCAGGGUGAUGCCCUCCCCCCACCAGCAGUCUCCACCCAGGGAGCCCCCAGCACUCUGCUUGGCUCUGUCUCCCCGCACCUAGCAGGGCCAUGGGCUGCCCCAGCCCGGGGGUCGGUGGGCAGCUGCUACUCGGUGCCAAACCCCACGGGGCACAGAGCCAUAUACCUCGACGUUGGCCCCGCCCCUCCCUUGACCUCACCCACUCUGUCCACUUCAGGAAAAGCCGCACUUUAUGCCCAUCUGCCUCCUCUCUCUAUCCGCCCCAGGGCCUCUCAGCAGCCUUGUGCGGGCAUGGGUUCCAAGAGACAGGUGGCUGACAUCCCCCCUGUUGCCUGCAAUGCCGAGGGGCCGGGUUCCAGCCUGUUCUCCUGACCGUGCAGGUCGUGUUUCUGUUGAAGCUCCCCAGCAAGAUGGUUUGGGGUCCUGGUCCUUCUCUUCACCCACCACCCUUGUUUUAUUUAUGUUUCUGUUUACAAAUUGGAGUGGGGUCCUCAGGGGGACAGGGCAGCUCUCCCUAGGCCCUGGGUGUCACCAGGAGAGUUUUGGCUUGAGCCCCUCUGCAGAGUUGGACUCAGCCUUUCCUGUCACCCCAACAAGGACCACACUGUGAAGUGACAACUGCCUUGAACCCCUUGCUGUUUUAUUUAUUAAACUUGAUUUGAAACCCUUGA
Messenger RNA from Phyllostomus discolor (pale spear-nosed bat), 2941 nucleotides. RefSeq names its product MIER family member 2 (gene MIER2). The transcript has 15 exons. The record is from RefSeq and is a predicted model, not a curated record. NCBI's taxonomy places the organism in Eukaryota, Metazoa, Chordata, Mammalia, Chiroptera, Phyllostomidae. Gene Ontology annotation, biological process: negative regulation of transcription by RNA polymerase II. Gene Ontology annotation, cellular component: nucleoplasm. The coding region runs from base 38 to 1882 and encodes 614 amino acids. Gene Ontology annotation, molecular function: transcription corepressor activity; histone deacetylase binding.